Molecule: messenger RNA, 4333 nt
Organism: Amoebophrya sp. A25
Lineage: Eukaryota; Dinophyceae; Syndiniales; Amoebophryaceae
Source: the annotation of a GenBank genome assembly
AUGUCCUCUGACGCGCAAAAGGAUGAGAAGAAAUCGACGUCAAUUGCCAACAGAACGCAAGAACCACCAGGGUCGCAAGUGAGUAACAUCAAGGAGUCUGGACGACUUCCACAGGGAAAGGGAUUCGUAACGAGUGCAGGACCUCCUGGUCUUUUGGAAGUGACUCCUGCUACUUUGUCAUCUGGUGCUGUUGCGUCCUCGAAGUCGAUUGUUCCUGUAUCUUCUGCGACGCGAGCCGCAGGUGCUAAAGCGACCUCAUCUUCAACGACGGUGGAGCACACCAAGCUCGAGCAUCAACAAAUACAAGCACCAGGUAGAAGCGGCACAGCGAUUUCACCCUCUCCAGAACAAAAUUCUAGCCUACAAACACCAACGCCAUCUCCCUCCAAUAUGUCGGUCUACAAGUCGAAUUCACGCUAUAUGGUCUACGCUGCCUUUUUACUUACCUUUUCCGUGAUCCUGCUGUCAGCAGAUCAGAACUUAGCUGCGCCACAUUUGUCGGACAUUGCGGAGGAUUUUUUCCGAGGGGGUUGCAUAGCCGAGCACCCCUCGGAUACGAAGGCUCAGGUACUUUUACUGUUAGGGUUUCUGUUAGAAAAAAAUGUGAAGGCCGAAAAAUAAAAUGAAUAUUCCUCACUGGAGAAACUGCACUUUUUCGGCUUCGCCUAUUUUUGUCCUUCGAAUUACGAGUACCUAGUAUUGUUCUCAACAAUAAAAACAGAAUGCCUGCGUUGACCACAAGAAGCUGUCAAAACUGGGAGGCGAAGCCCAAUUCGGUUUUUUCAUUUUAGGGGGCUUAGCCACACUGAUCGUAGGCCCUAUGGCAGAUGUAUAUGAGCGUGUGCGCUUGCUUGUUCUAGUCGUGUGGAUCGGCAGUCUUCCGUGUUUGCUCACACUGUUUAUUCCGAAUGGCGAAUUCGGAUUCUACUGCUUCAUGGGCCAGCGGGUGCUGACGGGAGUCAGCGUAUUUUUAUACUGAACAAUCUAUCUACCGAUGUUUCUGUCUUAACAAAGUCAUUAUCAAUUGUAAUUAAACCGAAAAAGAACAACAAACAACAACAACAACAACUUACUACAUAAAUCUCGUUUCGUCUUCGCGUUUUCUUCUAAAACCUCUCAUCAUCUUACUACAUAAAUCUCGUUUCGUCUUCACGUUUUCAUACUAGGUUGGUGGUUCCUACCCCAUAAUUUACUCGCUUCUCGCGGACAUGUUUGCUGCGCAUCGUAAGGCUCUGAUCGGAACCUUCGUCGCGACCGGCACAGCUUUCGGCGUUGGUGCUGGCACGUUUUUGAGUGGCAUUAUAGGCACGCAAACUGGUUGGCGAUUUGUGUUCUGCGCUGUUGCGACGCCGAGUAUUUUUGUCUCCAUGCUGGUUUUGGCCACAGUAGUGGAGCCGAAGCGAGAACGGGUUCUGCCCUACUCGCAUUUGCCAGGAGGAGCGGGUGGAACGCCAGCAGACCAGCAAGACUUUAUACUAGGUGGUGCAAGUGGUUCUGGCCAGCAUGGACUUCCUGGAACGGAACUCAGUCCUUCAGGGCGGCUGAGGAAAGCAGCAAGCGCAGAUAGAAGUAUUGCAGGUGCGAUGUUGUCUUCAGCUUCUGUUUCAUCCGGAGGCGUCAACGGACAUCACGCUUCCUCGCCAUCAGACCACAGGGUGAAUGCCUCAGAAGGAGCUCAAACGAGGCUGAAUAACGUAGCCGAUGUUGACCUUGACCUAGUUACUAGGAACAAGAAAACCACACCCAACGCAUCACCGCCUUCAUCUGGAGCAGGGGGCGGGUAUUUCGGCUCAAAUAUGAAUUUUCAAGUUGGGGGCUCAGCCUCAAGCUCAUCGAGACCACGUGCAAUUGCGGCGCCGAUGUCUCCGGGUGGGUCAAGUUCGGAUCUAGAUCUAGAAACAGGUGGCGGUGGUGCACAUAUGCCUAGUAGUACUACGAAUGGAAGAAAUAAUUCUAGGACAGCACUUGCAAAUGGGGGAGCACAUCAUCAAGACCUUCUUCAACCAAAUCUUCAACGUCAUCUUCAUUCUAGUAGGUCUGCUUCUGGCGAUUCCGUUCUGGUAAACUACAACAUGCACGCAUUGCAACUUCACAAGAGACUCUAUCGCGGUUGUUUCUCGAAUGGAACCACGACUUUAUGCCUACUCCAGUCGAUACCUGGGUGUAUCCCAUGGGCCACGAUCCAGGUCUACAUCCUAGACUACAUUUAAGGCUACCAAGCGAGCAUCCCCCUACAGCAUGAUCCUUGGCCUCAUUUUCAAGAGGGAAAUGGAUCCAGGGAUGGCCUCAGGGAUGCACGUUGGUAGCCCUAAUACAUGCACCACGACCUGCAUUACCCCUUGCAGGCAGCGACGUAUAUCAUCGGCACCUUUAUGGUGUCUGGUGGGAUCAUGGUCGUAGCAAGUAGCUAUUUGGCGACGAAAUUUAGCAAAUACGAACCUAGGAAGCUGGCCUUUUUGUCUUCGAUUCCAGCUGUGAUUGUCUGGGCUGCUUUUCGGCUUCUGCUAGCACUACCACCACCAUCACGCUCACAUUUGACAUCAAUGUCGACGUCGAUGGAUCCACAUCAUGUACAACUGUCAGGAGGAGGUCGUGCAGGUACCGUUGCAGGAGUGAAUGCUGUCGCUCCAGCGUCCUCCCACAACACAGUGACUAAAACAAGUUCCUUAGAAAGUUUCGCUGAACAGAGUGGUUCAACAUCAGGCGGCUCAUCACAUCCGUCUUCGCAUCCAAUGGCAUCGGAUGAAACGAGAAGGAGUUUGAUGUCGGCUGGAGGUGCCUCAUCUUUAUCCUCAGCUUUUACAGGUAUUCGUGCUUCCUCUUCAGGGUAUCCAGUACUGCCUGAAUCACAUGCAGCGGUCCUUCUAGAGGACCAAGUCCCGGCAGAACGGUUUCUCCAAAACGACCCUUUCAUCAGCGCUGCUGGAGCUGUUUCUACGGCCUUACCACCUCCAUUAGGUGGAUCGUCUGGCUUCAGUGGGGAUGAAGAAGCAGCCACGCCAUUGUUCAUCUUCGUUUUCCUAGCGUUUCUUUGUGGCUUCGGACUGGUCACUGGGCCAACGGUGAAGGGCCUCUUGCUGAACGUCAACGUGAGUCACAUGCGAGGCACUGUUUCUGGCCUAGUGACCCUCACAGACGACCUUGGCAAAGGCUUCGCUCCGAUCGUAGUCGCGCACUACAUGCAGGUGAUUGGGAAAAGCAAUGCGAUUGGGCGUGCACUGGAUUGCUUUCUCUUAUCGGCUGUGCUGAAUCUGCUCACUUACUUCACGAUAGCGGACGAUUUCAUCCACAGUGAAGACUACAUUGUCUACAGCAGCAAUGGAGCAGAUGACGAGCUUGGUGGAGGAGACAUCCGAUUUUCAGGUGGAUCCGCAGACUUAGUUGAUGUUCCGGGAAGAGGAGAAUUCUUUGGGAGGAAAAGGGAUGCUGUUUUGGACUAAGGUGGAGUUUACAGAUGAUUGCUUCUUCGUGAGUUGAACACAUGAAGAAGAUGAUUGAUGUAGAUGCAUUUUUUGAAUUAGCGCGCAAUCGAAUGUGGAGUCAAAGUGAUCCACCUACUGCUGCCCUCUCUACUCCGUGCAGUGUCAGUGUGAAUUAAUUGCUGUACGUGUAGCAAGAAGAGCCACUUGCUACACGACCCAUCCCCGUUUCUUCGUACUUAGUUUGAACAUCCAGCAUGAAUCGCACUACAGCUCUUGAGUUUUCUGACAUAUGAUCACGAACACCACAUAAUUUCCCAUACUGCAUUUUUGAAUGGUUCUCUCCCAUCUGGCUUCUCUGAAGGUCGAUGGAUCUCAGUUGUACCUCCCGUAGAUACCCUUACUCGUCCCACGAGUUGUUGAACGUAGAAGAAUCCUCUAACAACUGAUGCUGCGAGUGGUCGUGACCACCACUUUGAUGAUUACGUCGUAGGUUUCAGAUAACAGAGAUGAAAUAAUUCCUUUUCCUUACAACUCAAGCCAAAGCUCCUUUCAAGUGUUCGGUCGUUACUCGGAGGCAGUGGCUUUGCUUUCAGAUCUUGUUCUUAUUGUAAAUCCUACUAGUUUGUUCAAAACAGGAUCGACGUAGUGUACUUAAGUACUAGCGUCAGUAGAGGGCUGUGUAGCAACGCAGUUCUUCAACAUUUCGUAUUGUCUUCAUGAAAUCUUGUUCUGAAUAUCCAACGUCGAUGUACAACGAACUCUCGAGAUGAAAAUGAUUACUUACUGUUUAUAGCCGAUAGGCGGAUACUCACCGGAAAAUGUUGUGUGUGGUGUGUAAUACCUGUGCUGCUGGAUGGAAAUAACUCUUGAUGCCACGAAUUGCGCUUCUCCUUGUCCCCCCGUCAUGUCCG